AUGACUGAGAUGAAGGUGCUGCUGGAGUGUUCAGAGCUGUGCAGAAAUCCACUUGAAGACGGAGAUGGACAGAUUUUUCCCCCUGAACACUUCAAGGAGAAAUACGCCGUAGACGAGGUUCAUUUCACCCCUGACAUCGCUGAUGUUCUGGCUAAGAUGAAGCCAAGUGUGCUACUCACAUUGCGAGGGCUGAACACUGAUAGCGGCAGCACCUGUCGUGAAGCCUCCUUUGAAGGCAUCAGUCGGUUUGAGGUGAAUAACUCGCUGCUGCACCCUGUGAUUGUGGAAUGUCGUCUGCAAAAGACCGACAUGGAGCUGGAAGUUCUGCGCUACACAAACCGCAUUUCCAGCGAAGCCCAUAAAGAGGUCAUGAGACGUGUGAAGCCGGGCCUGAAGGAGUAUGAGAUGGAGAGUCUGUUCCAGCAUUACUGUUACUCUCGCGGAGGGAUGCGGCACACCUCGUACACCUGCAUCUGCGGAAGUGGGAAUAACUCCUCCAUCCUGCAUUACGGACACGCCGGAGCUCCCAAUGACAAAACCAUCCAGGACGGAGACAUGUGUCUGUUUGACAUGGGUGGUGAAUAUUACUGCUACUCCUCAGACAUCACCUGCUCUUUCCCAGCCAAUGGCAAGUUCACCGCCGACCAGAGAGCCAUUUAUGAAGCCGUGCUGAAGUCCUCCAGAGCUGUAAUGGCCGCCAUCAAGCCAGGGGUGAAGUGGACAGACAUGCACCGUCUGGCUGACCGGGUCCACCUGGAGGAGCUGCUGAAGAUAGGGAUCCUGCAUGGAGACGUGGAGGAGAUGCUGAAGGUUCAUCUGGGCUCAGUGUUCAUGCCGCACGGACUUGGACAUCUGCUGGGCAUCGACGUCCACGAUGUGGGAGGAUAUCCAGAGGGAGUGGAGCGUGUGGAUGAGCCGGGUCUGAAGAGUCUCCGCAUGGGUCGUGUGGUGCAGGAGAGGAUGGUCCUGACGGUGGAGCCAGGAAUCUACUUCAUCAAUCACCUGCUGGAUAAAGCGCUCGCAUCUCCUGCUCAGUGCGGCUUCAUCAACACUGCAGUGCUGACACGCUUCCGAGGCUUCGGCGGGGUGCGCAUUGAGGAUGAUAUCGCGGUGACUGCUGACGGUGUGGAGCUGCUGACCUGCGUUCCUCGAACCGUGGAGGAAAUCGAGGCCUUCAUGGCGGAGGAAACGUCCAAACCCUUCAGUCCAAUCAGCAGCCAGAAACUCUGAAGAGUACUGUCCAAUCAGCAGCCAGAAACUCUGAAGAGUACUGUCCAAUCAGCAGCCAGAAACUCUGAAGAUCUCCAUUAUCAUCACACACACAUUUCUGGAGCAUUAUAUCAGACUAAAAACAACUGUCUCUAAUUAUUUCUCACUAUAAAGGGAAAAUCUAGUCACAUGAUGGCUGCUUCUCUAAUGGAAAUCAGUAUUACUAAUCAAUUAUAUGCUUUCAUAAACUGCAGCAGACAUUUAACAAAAAAGUUUAAUGCUAAAGAAAAAAAACAAGAAAACAGCUCACUAGUUUAGCCUGAUUUUGUAAUAUUUAGCAUUUAUUCUGUAUCCUUUUUGCAGGUUUGUAAGACAAUGCUAUGCUUAUUUUUAAUAAACAUCAGAUUUUCUAGCAUCA
Molecule: messenger RNA, 1627 nt
Organism: Danio aesculapii
Lineage: Eukaryota; Metazoa; Chordata; Actinopteri; Cypriniformes; Danionidae
Gene: pepd
Product: peptidase D
Exons: 13
Coding region: 1-1230 (409 amino acids)
Molecular function (GO): peptidase activity
Source: RefSeq, a predicted model, not a curated record